AUGUUUCCAGCACUCAAAUAUUGUGCAAUAGACUAUGAAUAUGAGAAUGAAGCUAGAAAGAGAUUUUACAGAGAUGCUUUAAUGCUGCGAGUGCCUUCAAGUUUCUAUCAAGAUGGAAAUUAUCUUGUGGGAGUCACUGACACUAAAUAUAGGAGGCCGUGGACAAGAAUCUCAACCGUUUCGGUUUGGGGAGAGACAGACACAGUGUGGGAUGAAUGGAAAGCAGUGUUCCCUGUGGAGGAUUCCAUCGAGAUAAAAACACCUACAAGAAUGACGACUCAAGUUAAUUGUGAAUCUGAAGAAAUUGUUCCAAGUUCAAAUCCAAACUCACAGCCUGAGGAAGAAGAAAACAUGUUUUGCGCCCACAAGGACUGCUUUGAGGUCUUCACACCUGUCAAGUAUUCAGAAUGUUUGUCACCUCAGUCCAAGAUUGAAGAUUUAUUUAUUGAUGAAGAAUUCGUUUUUGUAGAUAGUUUGAAGAACUAUAGAAAUCAACUGCCAACUGUGAAAACUCUCUUGAGUAGACUAAAGCUGUAUGUCAUAAAGGAUCCCCUUGACGAUUUCAAACAGGUCUUCAAAGACAAUAAUUGGUCAGUGGAAUCUUUAUCAGUUGAAGCAAAUAUGGAAGUUUUUACAAAAGAAGAUUUUUCUGGGCCUGCAGAGACCUUUUGUAAAGUGGAACUAGAAGAUGAAGAUUUAGAUGAGUCAUUGCUUUUUCUUCCUGCCAUUGAAUCUGUAAUAUCUGCAUGUGAUGAACAAGAAGUUGGUAUUUCAUCACUGCCAGACCUGAAGGAGUCAUUAGACAUAAUGCCAGAAAAAAUACAGCAUGUAGAUGAAAAUGAACAGUUCCAAGGAGACAUUAUUUUCAACCAUGGAAUUGAAAUUGAGGAUAAGAAGUACAGUUUCACAAAGAUUUGGACCACUCAAAAUGAGAAUGAGCCAGAGUAUGAUGAACCAGGAGAGUUAGAACUUCCUCUAAGUCAGCCACACCUUUCAAAUCAACAUUCUUCAGUGAAUUCAUUAUGUGCAGGCCUUCAGACAGUUCCGUCAUCUCCUGCUUAUGAAAUUAGCUCUCUUACUACCGAAGAAUCAGCUAAGAAAUACUCAAUGGUCGAGCCACCAGAAAGAUGCCCAAGCUCUUCAGACACACUGAUGCUUGCUGUUCCUCACACUAUCAUUUGUGAGUACAAUAAUCAGUGUUCAGUUAAACACUUUAAAAAUAUGCUUUCUAUUCAAGAGUACUUUGCAGCUGAUCCUGGAAAGGCAGAGUGCUGGGAGAAAGCAAGUCUGACUCAAAACCAGACAGAAACUUUGGAAAACCCAGACAUGCCUUUAUGUCAUGAUCCCAGUGACACCGAAAUGGAGAUGCUUUUGCCAGAAAACACUGUUCAAAUAGAAUCAUGUCUAGAGAAUGAAAGUUGUUCAUCACCUAUUAUACUUAAUAAUGAGAAAUCUACAAAUGUUCAUUUUUCACCUCCACAAAAUAGUCCACCUAUGGCAGAAGUAACAGAAAUAUGUUUUCCUGAUGGUUUUGUCUCUACUCAAACACCAACAAAAGAAGAAACACCAAAGAAUGAUCAAGAGCUAGUUGAUGGAAUAAUCCAGGAAAAUGAAAAUAAGAAUCUCUUUGAACUUGAGUGCAUGGGACCAUCUGUUGAAUUAUCUUCCUCUUCAAGAAUUAACAAAGCAUCUUGUGAGCACCAUAAAGAGUGGGAUAAAUGUUUGGACCCUCUAAGCGAUUUUAUUAUGCUGAGAAAUAAACAUAUGACUUGUACAUCAAGAACUGAAGUCACAAACAAUGAAGAAAAAGAGGAUAAAGAAGAAUGUUCAUUGCCUCUUCAGGAAAAAAGUCCUAUUGUCUGUGCUGAUAAAUCCCCAGAGAACCUAAUUCCAAAAUGGGGAGUAGAUAAUGUCAUUGAAAUUCAAGCAUCAGAGAGUCAGUGCCAAGCAUACUGUCUUCUAGAAGCAGCAGCUGCUCCUGUCUUGAAAAAGCUUGCGUGCCUCUCUCCUCUCCCUGUCACUAAUUGGAAAUUUGCCACUGUUAUUUUUGAUGAAACAAGGUUCUUCUUAAAGGAACAAGAAAAAAUAAUAAAUGAUGCUGUUCACCAAGGUACAAAUGAUGGAAGAGAAAUGACGUUCAAGUAUGCUGCUGUCUUGCACCUUCUGGUAACUACCAGGGAUGUCCUUCUAACGUGCGAUGUAGACACAGCAUUAGGAUAUUUGUCAAAUGCAAAAGAUGUCUACAGAAGUAUUGUGGGCUCUUAUUUGGAUGGCAUUUGGAGACAGCUGGACAUUGUACAGUUUACUAAUGACAAAAAGUCUGAAGUUAACUACAGAAUACAGGAAUUGCAAUGUCAGAUUUUAAAUUGGAUGCAAGAUCAACAGCAAAUUAAGGUGCUGAUUAUAAUAAGAAUGGAUUCAGAUGUUGAAAAACAUUUACUCAUUAAAAUCCUAUCCAAAAUAGAAGGUUUAACACUUACUGUCUAUCACUCGAAUGAAGGAAAAGAUUUUCUGGAAUCUAGUCCUCUUUUAAAUGGUACAAGUUCCUGUGUAAUUAUACACAAUCAAUAUAUUGGCGCCAACUUCCCUUGGGGAGAUUUCUCAUUUGUGGUGGAAUACAAUUAUGUAGAAAAUUCUUAUUGGACCACACACUGCAAAAAAUUGAAUAUCCCUUACCUACGCUUAAAAGUGAUUCUUCCAGACACAGUUUUACAGAGAAGUACUUCAUUGGAUACGUUUAGUGGCUUUCCUUUGGAAAUUCAGAUUCCAUAUGUGUUUUUUGCAUCUGAUGGACUUCUUAAUACUCCAGAAAUUCUUCAGUUGCUAGAAUCCAAUUACAAUAUCCUAUUGGUGGAGAGAGGCUGCAGUGAGUCAUUGAAGCUCUUUGGAAGCACAGAGCAUUAUGCGGUGGUGACAGUCGAUGAGCACACUGCCAUCGUUUUGCAGAACCUAGAAGAACUGAAUUAUGAGAAGGCAUCAGACAAUAUCAUUAUGAGACUCAUGGCUUUGUCAUUUCAAUACAGCUAUUGUUGGCUAAUUUUAUAUAAAAAAGAAACAAUAAAUUCUGAGUACCAUCUUACAGAAAAGACACUUCAUCAUCUAGCACUGAUAUAUGCAGCUUUGGUUUCAUCCGGGCUAAAAUCUGCAGAACUGGAUGUAAAGCUUAUAAUUGCCCCAGGAGUAGAAGAAACUGCAUUGAUAAUUCGACAAAUUGCUGACUACAGUUUAAUGACCUCCAAGAGAGAGCCUCAUGAUUGGUUGAAUAAAUCCUGGCUUGAAAUUUCACCAUCUAAGGAAGAACUGUAUUUACUUGAUUUCCCCAGUAUUAGCCCACUGGUGGCUCAGCUCAUGUUAAAUAAAGGCUCUUCCCUGCAUGGGCUGUUAUUAGCGAAUCUGUGUCAGCUUCAGGAAGCUCUCCCUGAAGUUCCAGAAAAAGUGUUAAAGCAUUUUUGCAGCAUCACUUCCUUGUUCAAGAUUAAUUCCUCCACAACAGAAUCACCUCAAAUUUCAUUACCUCAGGAAGACCGGAAUCAGAUCAGUGACCUUACUUCUCAGAGUUUACCUUCCAACUCUUCAGACUCUACCACUGAACAAUACAAUGCCUUUUACCAAUAUUCAGAUCCAGGGGCCAGAGUGCUGGAAGACACAGACACCACUUCAACUUAUAAUAUUUCCCACGUGGAGUUAAGAAAAAUGUCUCCCAUUUUAUCAUCUGCAGGUUCUUAUAAUCAGAACAACUACUGGAAAGACUUUAGUUGUAGACCUGACAUAAUCCCAAAUAAUCCUUGUCUAAUUAACAUGGAACCAAGGAGAGCAGCUUGUAGGUCAUUUCUAAACCGGAAUGAUUCAGAUUCAGAUGUCUUUUCUUUGGGUCAAACGCAAGUCAGUUGUGAAGAUGCAGUGCCACCAAUUGACUGUCAGAAGGGAGCUGCCCCUUAUUUUACAAAUUAUCAGAAAAAGCAAAUACAGGAAGCCAAAGGAUCCACAAACAAGGAAGUAUUUCCCCCCAUCUUUUCACUAAUGGGCUAUCAGUCUCCUUCUCACUUGAACUUUAAGAAAAAUGCACGGGAACCACAGACUCACUCAUUCAACUUGCACUAUGGCUUGGAACAGACUACAUGGAAUGAGUGCUGCUUUCAGCCAGAUCAACCGAAAUAUCGCUUGCAGGAGUCAGAAGACUUCACAUGGCAAAGGCCAGAUGCUGGGAUUCAAAGGACUUCCAGGGGAGGCUUCCCGUCCCUUCCCAGUUUAGAUUUUCCCCAUGCUUCUGAUUCUAAUGUCAAUCAAAAAGAAUUCAAUAACAUUUCUUUAUACCAAAGAACUGGAGAAUAUUUAGGUCAGAAAAGACAUCUUGAAAGUUCAUCUGACUCAGGAGACAAGGAAGCACUGACAGGUUUCAUGUACCCACAAUUAGCACAGUUCAAGAAGCGACGUCUCACGUAUGAAAAAGUCCCUGGGAGAGCUGAUGGACAAACCCGGCUGAGAUUUUUUUGA
This is a messenger RNA of Ochotona curzoniae (black-lipped pika), 4494 nucleotides long. It is a transcript of the gene SHOC1, whose product is annotated as shortage in chiasmata 1. The coding region runs from base 1 to 4494 and encodes 1497 amino acids. Lineage: Eukaryota; Metazoa; Chordata; Mammalia; Lagomorpha; Ochotonidae. Gene Ontology annotation, molecular function: single-stranded DNA binding; ATP hydrolysis activity. Gene Ontology annotation, biological process: resolution of meiotic recombination intermediates. The transcript is spliced from 28 exons. Gene Ontology annotation, cellular component: condensed nuclear chromosome. The record is from RefSeq and is a predicted model, not a curated record.